Messenger RNA from Girardinichthys multiradiatus, 1890 nucleotides. RefSeq names its product MyoD family inhibitor domain containing (gene mdfic). The transcript is spliced from 5 exons. The record is from RefSeq and is a predicted model, not a curated record. Lineage: Eukaryota; Metazoa; Chordata; Actinopteri; Cyprinodontiformes; Goodeidae. The coding region runs from base 426 to 1205 and encodes 259 amino acids.
AAGGCGAGAAGACUGCGACUUUACUGGUUGCGCUGCAGGAAUCCGGAUAUGAUGAAAAUGUUUUAGACCUGAAGUGUUCCUAGUAAAUUCACCAACUGCGCGCCGAAGGCGUCAGGAGGAUCAUGUUUUCGACUUGUGUACGUCAAAACCAUCUAGAAUAUUUAGGACUGCAAACUUCUAACAGUUAAAGUUGGGGAAAACCCUCGGGUGUGAAGUUACUCUUCAAGUUUUCUUGUUUUAUUUUUCUUCCUAUCGUUUUGAGGAAACAGUUGAAGGACGGAGGGAUGGGGAUAAGUCAGAAUUGACGUGAGGGAGUUGUCAUGUUUCAAAGGACUGAGGACUGAGGGGAAAAAAAAGGAGGAACUACUUCUUCUGGUGGUGGUUUGUAAUUUUUUUUUUCUUCCUUCGAAGAGGACGACUGUCUCAUGUCCAAGGAGACUGUCCAUCCAUCAGAAGGGCCGGCGGGGCCAGGACAGGGCCCACGGCAAGAGACAAGUCCCCUGCUGUCAGCGUCACACGCAGCACACAGAAGCCUGUAUGAGGAGAAGGCAAAAGCCCAGACCCAACUGCAGUCUGAGUCUGAUCUGAAGCCAGUGUCUUCUGAGGAGGCGGAGGGAGAUGCUGCCAAGGACAAAAAUGGCUUUCACCACAACAGCUGCAGCACGCCUACAGUGACCAAUGGGACUGGAAUCCACUCUGCCGUCGGAAGCCCUGAGGGCACAAGGACGUGCACCUGCGGUGGCAGCAUCGGGGCUAGCACAACAAGCAGGUCAGGACCCGGGGACACAACGGCGACAACUGCACCAAAGACAGAGCAGCCCAGGAGGCAGCCGUCCACACCCGUGUCUCACAGGAUGCAGAGGAAGCUGAAGUCCAGCUUGUCUGUCAACAGUGACAGCAGCAGACGGAGCAAAGGCAGCUCCACAGGCUCACAGAAACCACCUUUACCAGAGGAUUGCUGUGUUCACUGCAUCCUCGCCUGCCUCUUCUGUGAGUUCCUGACUCUCUGCAACAUGGUGGUGGCCCAGGCCUCGUGCGGCGCAUGCACAUCCGAGGCCUGCUGCUGCUGCUGCUGUGGUGAUGACAUGGGCGACGACUGCAACUGCCCUUGUGACAUGGACUGCGGCAUCAUGGACGCCUGCUGCGAGUCUUCGGAUUGCCUGGAAAUCUGCAUGGAGUGCUGUGGCAUCUGCUUCCCCACAUAGGCUUUGAUGGUGUGGAUUGGGGGUCCAUCUGGACAAACGUAUAAACAGGUGCAUCUCAAUAAACGGUCAUCAAAAAGUUUUUAUUUUGAUAAUUCAGUUUACAAAGUGCAACUGUUCUCGGAUUCAUUACACAAACACAAAUAUAGAUCAAGCUUUUUGUUAUUGCUUAGGAUUAUAGCUCAAUGCUAUAAUGAAAACACAAAAUUCAGUUUCUUGGAAAAUCUGAAUCUUACACGGGACCAAUAAAAAAGGAUUUCUUACACAGAAAUGUUGUUAUUGCCUGCAUAAUUAUGAGGAAGACAUUGACUUGACAGUUGCCAGCAGAUGGUCUCUGACACCAGCAUGCUGUGUUCGAGUGUAUUAAUGAAAGGUUGAGUGGAAGGAAAAAGUGUGAUAGAAAAAGGUGCACAACGAUAUUCAGUCUUAAGAGGAUCGUAUGUGAACACCUUACUAGCUUUUUUGAAUUACUGCAUGAAUGCAGCAUGACAUCAAAGCAUGUCACUCUUUAUUUAUUAAAGAAACCCAGGUUGCUUUAUUAGCGGCCCUCAUCUCAACUACAUUGUUGGUCCUGGUGUCUCUCAUCUGCCUCUUGAUACUACCCCAGAGACUCUACAGGCUUUUGGACAGGCUAGUUUGCUAGCCAAUCAAACAUCGUUUUAUCAUGGUCAUUUGACGCGGUAUUAUA